Molecule: messenger RNA, 1526 nt
Organism: Fomitopsis serialis
Lineage: Eukaryota; Fungi; Basidiomycota; Agaricomycetes; Polyporales; Fomitopsidaceae
Exons: 14
Coding region: 9-1352 (447 amino acids)
Source: RefSeq, a predicted model, not a curated record
UGUCAGGUAUGCUUAAGAGCUCGCCGCCUAUGAAGCAUCAUAAGAGUAACUUCGUUCGUUCCCUCGACGUCGGCCUCUGGUGUAGGCCUUCGUUCACCACUCAGUCCCCGUUCCUUGGGACACUCUUCGGCUUCAACUCCGCGUGUUUGAGCGGCGAGUGUUCAUAUGAUGUUGGGCGGCGAGCGUCUACAUUGGUGGGAAUACUUGAUUGCGAUGCUGACAGUACAGUGCAAGACAUACGGGUCGUCUGUGCCGACCCUUCUGCGUCCUGCGAACAUCUGUUUCAGGGUGGUGCAGUUGGAACGAUCGUCCGGCUGCCUGAGAACUGCACAACGAUGCCCUUCGCUCGUAGAUUCUACACGCGUGGUGCCUCCACGAAUGUCAAGGGGAUCAGCCUUGAUACAAACUUCAGCGCCAUCGACGUGUCUCAGAAUGGUAAUGUCACACGGCGCACUGUGGGUAUUGAGGAUAACAUAACCAGCUUCAAUCAUACCCAAACUUCAGACGUAGCCACAAUCACCUUCGACAAUCAGACUAUUCUUCUUGACACCACGGCACCCGCAAUCUCGGUCGGUGGGGAUUCCGCUACGGGAGACAUCCAGAUUGCGGUUACUCCGCAUGUCGAUAUCACGAUUCAGUAUGGCGUCGGUGCAGCUGGGACUAUCGUCCCUCCGAAGCUCACAGAGUUCGGCUUGGUGACCUACGUGAACGGAAAGCUGGAUGGAACACUCCAGUUGAAUACCAACGUAUCGGGUACCUUCACGACUGGCUCAAUCCCCUUGUUUCAGAUCGGCAUCCCAGGAUUGGAUAUCCCGGGGAUCCUGAAAAUUGGUCCCACGUUCCAGAUCAAUGCUAAAGCCACAGCCACAGUGGACGUUGGCGUCGGGCUUGAUGUCGGGUUUGACUUCAGCGCCGAUAACCUGGAGUUGUACUUCCCUCCGAAGUCAAUAUACUCAAGCGGGACAUCUCGAAUGGACAGAACAGUGAGCACCGCGCAAGUCAACCUCCUUGGACCACCCGAUGUGGCUUCCAACAGUACUCUCACUCUAGACUUGAUACCCGGUAUUUCAUUCGGCAUUAACGCGCUUGACGGCAUCUCGGCUGCGUCGGUCAACCUCAACCUCGACAACUUCAUCGAAGUAGACCUCGUGCUAGACAACGACGGAAGCUCUGUCGUGGCCUCAAAUGCGACGUCCGAUAGCACGGGAAGCGCCGUCGCAGGCAGCGUAAACGUCGAGGGCGGUUUCAACGUCGUCGCUUCUGCUGAUGCGUCGCUCUUUGGUCUGCUCGAUGACUCGGAGAGCGUGACAUUGUUCUCGAAGACAUUCGAGCUUUAUCAUGACGAUUUUUGAACGGCCUCCCUCGCCACGAUGACAUGCAUGGGUGUUGCAUGUGUCGUCGGACAGUGGACAUUUGACGUCAUCGUAUUCGCUUUUGCUUUGUUGUACCUAUGGACGGGUUGGGCAUCAUGUUGUCUCUGGAUUGUAUUGCCGCCAGCACAAAAUAUACCCUGAUUCAAACAUUCA